Acanthochromis polyacanthus (spiny chromis) is the source of this 4887-nucleotide messenger RNA. Its product is annotated as E3 SUMO-protein ligase ZBED1-like. The transcript has a single exon. NCBI's taxonomy places the organism in Eukaryota, Metazoa, Chordata, Actinopteri, Pomacentridae. The coding region runs from base 364 to 1815 and encodes 483 amino acids. The record is from RefSeq and is a predicted model, not a curated record. Gene Ontology annotation, molecular function: protein dimerization activity.
UUCUCUCUCAGUUUCAAUUUGAUUGAUUGGCAUGAAUGUAUUAAAACAAUAUUGCAAUAAUAGCACAGUAAAAUAAAGAAAUGAUUUAAUAAACAAGCACCAUUCAAAUACAUAAGAAUUAAAAGCUCUUAGAUCACUCACUCACUCACAAUAGCAAUUUAAGAAUUCAUAAUGGUUAAAGCAUGCAAUGUAAUUUUUUGUUUUUGUUUUCUUUGACUUAUAUGUUUAAUAUUUAUUAUUUAACCUACUUAACUGUAUAUGAUAACUGAAUUAUUGAACUGGCAAAUAAAUUUAAAGCUUAAUGCAUAAGCUGACAAAUAUUGUUAAUAAUGAAAACAAAUACUGUGUAUAAUUUUCUUCAUAAUGCUUACUAUUCUUUCAAAUCAUGUCUUUAAGGUAAAGGAGACCCUCAGGGGCGUCAACAGUUUCCUCACGCUGACUGCUGAUGUGUGGACCAGUCGUGCAACAGAGGCUUACCUUGGAGUGUCUUGCCAUUUCCUGAGUGAAGACUGGAAAAUGAAGAUGUUCAACCUUUCCACCAUGCCUCUUGAGGAGAGGCAUACUGGUGCAAAUAUAUUGACAUGGAUGGAACAGGUUUUAGCAAAGUUUGACAUCUUGCCCACCAAAAUAAAAGCAGUAGUUCAUGAUAGUGGUUCCAAUAUGGUGGCAGCAAUGCGACUGCUUGAAGAAAAACAUGGAUGGGCCUCCAUCCGCUGUGCUGGACACACACUCCAGCUCGUAGUCAACACUGCUCUCAAAGAAACCACCAUUAGCAGAGCACUCGGUGCUGCCAGGCAGCUUGUGGAGCACUUUAAGAGAAGCGAGCUGGCUAGUACAAAGUUAAAGAUGAAGCAGGAGCAAAUGAAUGUUAAGCAAAAUGCACUGAUCCAGGAUGUCAGUACAAGAUGGAACAGUACAUUCCACAUGAUUGAAAGACUCCUUGAACAGCGCUGGCCUCUCACUGCCACUCUGUCAGAUCCCGAAGUAACUCCAAGGGGGAAACACUACUUCGACCUGAAGCCAGAGCAGUGGGAGCUGCUUGAAGAAUUGAAGCAGGGGUUGGCACCUUUUGAGACUGCUACUGUUUACCUUAGUGCACAGCAGUACACAACCAUUUCAGGUCUUCCACAGGUGGUCAAAGGGCUGACACGGGCUGUACACCAAAGCCAAUUUGAGACAAACUCAGGAAAAUCCUUCAUUUCCAAUGCAGAAAAGGGGAUAACACAGAGGUGGGGGAGUAUUUGCACUAUCUCAGGAGACAAAGAAAAUCCAGUUCUUCUUGCAGCUGCCCUGGACCCGAGAUACAGAAAGCUGAAGUUUUUGACUCCUGAAGAUGGCAUCAGACUGCAGGGGAGUAUUGAAGUGCUUGCUGUCAAAGAAGCAAAAACGACUGGGACACAGGAUGCAAAAGGGCCAAUGCAGAGGGCCCAUGGUUCAGGUAGAAAGAGUGCUCUGGAAACCCUUCUUCAGUCUGACACAGACAGUUUGAGUGAAAAUGAGGAUGGAGAAUCUGAGGAGGACAGAAAGAUCCAAGUUGUGAUAAAUGAAGUUCGGCUGUACUUCGGAGAGGCUUCACUUCCUAAAAACGAGGAUCCACUGGAAUGGUGGAGUGCAAAUGAGGGGCGUUUCCCCACAAUGUCAAAGCUUGCCAAAUCAUUUCUGUGCAUCCCUGCAACCUCCACCCCAUCGGAGCGGAUUUUCUCUGCAGCAGGGAACAUCUGCUCUCAAAAGAGAGCAAGCCUUUCUUCAGGACAUGUAGAAAUGCUAACUUUCCUGGCUAUGAACAAGACCCUUGUGCAGUUUGGCAUUAUAUAGAGUAACAGUAUAGUAAAGUUGAAUACUGUUGUGAGCACUGAGCACAAAACGCACUUUUGUUACAUUUGAGUCAGUGAGACCAAAACUUUAAUAAUUCCUUAGUUACAAGUGCCUACCUCAUUGUUGCUAUGUUUGAUGCCAAAGACAAAUUAAGGAAAGAAAAGGCCUAAAAAAUAAAUAUAAAGUUUUUUUUUGUGUUGUUUAGGCAAGUGCCUUUUCCUUAUUUUACUCAGGUGUUUGCACUUUAUGCUACACAGUUAAACAACUGUUUGUUGCUACAAGCAUAUUUUAUUAAAGGUUUAUUGAACUGUUAUCUUAAUUGUCUUUAUUUUUAGUUGGCAUGUAUCUUAAACACUUCAAGCUGAAAGCUAAUUAUGGUUAUAUAAGAGCAGCUUCAUGCUGGUGCGAUAAGUUGUAUGUUUUACUUUGAAUUUACGUAUCAUCCGAUUAGUCGACUAAUCGAUAAGAUAAUCGGUGACUAGUCGACUAUCAAAAUAAUCGUUUGUGGCAGCCCUAGUUAAAAGAGGAGCAGAGCUGUCAACUGAUCACCACCUGGUGGUGAGUUGGAUCCGAUGGCGGGGAAGGCUGCCGGACAGACCUGGUAAACCCAAACGUGUAGUGCGGGUGAACUGGGAACGUCUGGCGGAGGACCCCGUCCGUGGGGUUUUCAGCUCCCACCUCCGGAAGAGCUUCUCCUACAUCCCGGGGGAGGUUGGGGACAUGGAGUCUGAGUGGUCCAUGUUCAAAGCCUCCAUUGCAGAAGCGGCUGUUAGGAGCUGUGGUCUGAAGGUCAUUGGUGCCUGUCGUGGCAGCAACCCAAGAACCCGCUGGUGGACACUGGCAGUGAGGGAAGCCGUCAGACUGAAGAAAGAGGCCUUUCGGGCUUGGCUUGGCUUGGCUUGCUCGGGGGUCUCCUGAAGCAGCUGACAGGUACUGGUUGGCCAAAAGGGUGGCGGCUGUGGCAGUCGCGGAAGCAAAAACUCGGCUGGGGGAGGAGUUCGGGGAGGCUAUAGAGAAGGACUUCUGGCCUCAUGGAGGUUCUGGCAAACCAUCUGGUGCCUCAUUAAGGGGAGGCAGGGAUUUGCUCAGGCUGUAUACAGUCGGGGCUGAGAACUGUUGACCCGUACUGAGGACAUUGUCGGGCGAUGGAAAAAGCACUUUGAGGAACUCCUGAACCCGGUAAACACGUCCUCUGUGUAGGAGGCAGAGCCGGAAGACUUGGGGGAAUCUUCGUCCAUAUCCAUGGCAGAGGUCGCCGAGGUAGUUAAGAAUCUCCUUGGUGGCAAGGCGCCAGGUGUGGACGAGAUCCGCCCUGAGAUGCUGAAGGCUCUGGACAUUGCUGGACUGUCUUGGUUGACACAUCUAUACAGUGUCGCAUGGGCAUCGGGUACGGUACCUGCGGAGUGGCAGACCGGAGUGGUGGUUCCCAUUUUCAAAAAGGGGGACCGGAGAGUGUGCUCCAAAUACCGCGGUAUCACACUUCUCAGCCUCCCUGGGAAAGUCUACUCUCGGGUGCUGGAAGGGAGGCUCCGACCGAUUGUCGAACCUCGGAUUCAGGAGGACCAAUGCGGAUUCCGUCCUGGUCAUGGGACAGUGGACCAGCUCUUUACUCUUGCGGAGCUGCUGAAGGGGUCAUGGGAGUUCGACCUACCAGUCUCCAUGUGUUUUGUAGAUCUGGAGAAGGCCUACAACUGUGUCCCCCAAAGGUGAAGUCAGUUUGUUUUCCACACAUAGUUUGAAAGAUUCCAGAAGAGAAUAUCAUGCACUUAUUUCCAGGAUAUAGAGGUAUAAAUAUUACUUUGGCAGGGUGCCUGUGGUUUCUCUUAGAAGGGAAGAAAGAGAUCUUUUUGUCUAACAAAUGAUCCACGGGAGUAUGGGACACCAUACUCCCGUGGAUCAAGUGAGAGCUGUGUCCGUAUACUCGGCACAAAGUCAAACUUGUUUCCGAUGGGUGUUGGACUCCACCAGGGCUGUCCCUAAUCUCCAAUCCUGUUCGUGGUUUUCAUGGACAGGCUCUCAAGGUGCAGCAGGGGUGAGGACGGUGUCUGGUUUGGGGACCUCAGGAUAGCAUCUCUGCUUUUUGCAGAUGAUGUGGUUCUGUUGGCUUCCUCACAUCAUGACCUUCAGCACACACUGGAGCGGUUUGCAGCCGAGUGUGAAGUGGCAGGGAUGCGGAUCAGCACUUCCAAGUCGAAGGCCAUCGUUCUCUGCCGGAAAACAGUGGAUUCCUCCCUCUCAGUUGGGGGAAGUUGCUUCCCCAAGCGAAGGAGUUCAAGUAUCUGGGGAUCUUGUUCACAAGUGAUGGGAAAAUGGAGCGUGAGUUGGACAGCCGGAUCGGUGCAGCGUCAACAGUAAUGAGGGCGUUGUACCGGACUGUUGUGGUGAAGAGGGAGCUGAGCCGUGUGGUGAAGAGGGAGCUGAGCCGUAAGGCGAAGCUCUCAAUUUACCAGCCCAUCUAUGCUCCAACCCUCACCUAUGGUCACGAGCUCUGGGUAGUGACCGAAAGAACGAGAUCGCGAAUACAGGCGGUUGAAAUGAUCUUCCUCUGUAUGGUGGCUGGGCUCAGCCUUCGAGAUAGGGUGAGGAGCUCAGAGUAGAGCUGCUGCUACUUCACCUCUAAAGGAGCCAGUUGAGGUAGUUUGACCAUCUAAUCCGGGGAGACUUCCUUUGGAGGUUUUCCGAACACAUCCACCUGGGAGGAGACCCCGGGGCAGACCCAGAAUCUGCUGGAGGGAUUAUAUAUCUUGUCUGGCCUGGGAAAGCCUCGGGCUCCCCCAGGAAGAGCUGGAAAGCGUUGCUGAGGGGAGGGAUGUCUGGAAUGACCUACUUCGCUUGCUGCCUCCACAACCCGGCCCCGGAUAAGUGGUAGUAAAUGGAUGGAUGGAUGGACUGUUCACAUGAAGGCUGUUUCUGUGUUUAAAUGGAAAAUGUGUUGUUCUGAAAGAUACAUAAGCUCCUAUUGAACUGCAUAUUUUUAGCAGUAAUUAUUAUUCACAGACUUUGAGAAAUCUAGAGGUUGGAGUCAUUAGUCUGAACAGUUCUUUCAUUUGUGAUUCAGUUAUUCUUGAAAAC